ACCAAUCACGUUACGAUCGCUCAUCCUGUUGUGGCUCCAGGACACGCCCUCAAUCACGGCUCUUUGUCGAGGGCAGAGCAAAGAUGGACGCUUCAUGUUUUCCUCCUGCUAUGGAAUAAUAUCGAUAUAGGCUUGUAGGUGAGUGAGAGUGCUUCAGACAUGCAGCUGGCUGUAGGUCACUCUGGAUGGGAGCAUCAGCUGGAUGUUAAGAUGAGACAUGACGGGAGAGGACAUCUGUAGAAAAGCUGAUGCAAGCAGACGCUUCCUCUGGGACACACUGGUGUUGUGUGUAUUGCUGCUGCCGUCUGAAUUUCACAGAGCCAAUGAGACGACAAGGCCACGGUAUAAACGAGACACUGUCCGGUGGUGUCAGUGUUACUCAUCACGAAGUGAGUCACCGGCACUCGGACAAGAUUAGCUUUGGUACUUCAACAGGACGAGAAGAAGCAUCAUCAAUCUGAAAGAUGUUUCUGUGUGUGAAAUAUGAACAGGUGCAGAGAUUUCUUUACCCUGGAUUGAUGCUAAUGAUUAAUGCAUGCACUGUUUUGUGUAUAGGAUUGCUAAUGUAAUGUCAAUAAUGUCAGUGCAGUGUAUCAGCCAGGCCUCUAACGGUAAACAGCACUUUGUGUGCAUCUCUGUAAUCUCCUUUAUGAAGCCAGUAGUUUCAGCUCCACUGUUAUGUAAGCAGACGAUUAAGUUGCCCAAGGACUCUGUCUUUCCACUGACAUGCUUACUGAUACGCCCACACACAAACGCGCGCACACACACGCGCACAGCUAUGCACAGCUACAGGACAAGCACUGAGGUCAGUGAUGCAGAUGGUGCUGAGGUCGUAGUGGGCGGUCGGAUGUAUGACCUUGCACAAUAUUGCCAUUUGGAAUGAGCUAUUAAUGACAUUUCUCCAACAAUUUUUUUCUUUAAUUGUGCUUGACGAAUCAAUCCCCUUCCGGGAACAUCCUGUCUCGUUCAUAGGCCUGGAACAGUCCCCUACGGAGACUGGGCGACAGGAAGUGGGAGGGCUCUGUGUCGGCCCCUCGGCCCGCCCUUCAAACAGUAUGUGGCACAUUAGAAGGAAACAAAAAUGCAACAGAGUUGCAGGGAAGCAGCUGACUUGAGAUUUGUGGAAUUCUGAAGAAGACGCCUGGGGGACAGUUCGUGGUGAAAGUGUCCAACAGUAAACUCUGUGGGAUGAAUUCUUUUUUAUCCCCUUCUGGUUUUACAUGGCAGCGACCAAGCAGGAGGCAGAACAGAGGGAGGGGCAACACCGGGAAAUGAUGGGUGAUGUCAGCAGAUGCACUAACGAUACCUCAUCAAUAACUCCAGAUAUUAAGUGCAACAUUUCUGAGUGAUAUCAGUCUUUUAUUGCUUCUUUCAUAUAUAAUCUCCGAUCCUGUGUUGCAGGUAAAGGAGCGUGUGUGUGUGUGUGUGUGUGGGGGGGGUCAUCACCCGUCCGUGCAGCAACAGGAUGUGAUGUCGCGGCCGUAGUGGCUCCCAUCGUUCUGUCCGGCCAGCGUUGUGUUUAGUGUGAGGGGAGGAGUUCCCCUCCGGCCCCGAGGGCGGGGCCAUGUUUGAAGUCAAACCCCGGGCGGUGGAGAAGAAGGAGUCAAGCACAGAGACAGAUGAGGGGCUCGGCAGCAGCGGCCGGCCGUACGGCUCGGUGGGCUCUGGCUCGGCCGGCUCCGGCUCUGUGUACCUGUCAGACAGCCAGGACUGGGUGGUCUCCCCCAGCUGCUCCCCAGAGGAAGGCCCGGUCCAGCACAAUGCCAUCUCCCCGCUGCUGGCAGAGGAAACGUUCCGCUACAUGAUCCUCGUUGCCGAUCGCGUGGACCAGAUGACCAAGACGUACAAUGACGUCGAAGUGGUCACUCACCUUUUGGCAGAGCGGGACAAAGACCUGGAGUUGGCAGCUCGCAUCGGUCAGUCGCUGCUGCAGAGGAACAACCUCCUGCAGGAACGCAACGAGGCCUUAGAGGAGCAGCUGGUGCAGACCUUGGACCAGGUCCAUCAGCUGCAGCAUGAACUUAGUCAGAAGGACGAGCUGCUGCGGAUGGUGGCCAGCGCCUCGGAGGAGAGCGAGACCGACUCCAACGUGUCCACCCCCCUGCUGAAGCCCAAGUCGUCGGGCGGAACCGCCACCGCCGCUCUCAGCCAGCUGGAGUCUCUGCAGGGCAAACUGCAGGAGCUGGAAGAGGAGAACCUGACGCUGAGGUCUGAGGCUCGUCAACUGAAAAGAGACACCAUCACGUAUGAGGAGAAGGAGCAGCAGCUUGUGAGCGACUGUGUCAAGGAGCUCCGUGAGUCCAACACGCACAUGGUGUCUCUGUCGGAUGAAUUGUCUCAGAAGAACGAGGAGCUGCUCCGACACCAGGAGGAAAUCGCCCAGCUGCUCUCUCAGAUAGUGGAGCUGCAGCACCGAGUGAAGGAGCUGGCGUUGGAGAAGGAGGAGCUGAGGAUCCACCUGCAGGCGUCCAAAGAUGCUCAGAGGCAGCUCACAGCAGAGUUGAACGAGUUGGCGGAGAGGAACGCCGAGUGUGUGGAGAUGCUCCACGAGUCUCAGGAGGAGAUCAGAGAACUCCGCAGUAAAAACACUCCGGCUUCUGGGAUGCGACGGCACCUUUCCUACGGCCUCUACCCCAUGGACUCACUGGCAGCAGAGAUCGAGGGCACCAUGAGGAGAGAGCUGAGCGUGGAGGAAGAAACGGCCUUUCAGGACCAAAGGGUAUCCCAGAAGCGAGUCUUCCAAACAGUCCGCUCCGUCAACGCUUCGUCGUCGCGGCCUGCUUCAGCCACGCCUCCGAUCCCCGGCUCCGGACAGAGCUCUCUGGUGAUGACGGCUCAGCCCUUCGAGUCCAAUCAGGGGUACGUUACAGAGAAUAACAUCUUCCUGUCAUGGAGGAAGUUUGGACCCUUUCAGCUCAAUGAACCUCUUUAUGUCUGCAGGGAGGAGGUGCGACUGGGCCAGCCUGGCUGUCCCGGAAGUAACGACCUCACCAGGGCGCUCCACCGCCUGUCGCUGCGGCGGCAGAACUUCAUGUGCGAGCGACAGUUCUUCCAGGCGGAGCGAGAGAAGAAGCUACAGGCGCUGGCGGGGUCGGAGGCGGAUGGCGGCGAGAGCAGCGUCUGCAGCUCGCCGAUGGGCAGCAUGAUGUCGUCUUGCUCCAACCUGUCGGAGCUCUCGUUCGGCUCCAGCAUCUUCAAGACCUUCCUCCCCGAGAAGCUUCAGAUCGUCAAACCCAUGGAAGGCUCACUGACGCUCCACCACUGGCAGCAGCUGGCCAAACCCCACCUGGCCACCAUCCUGGACCCGCACCCGGGGGUGGUGACCAAGGGUUUCCGCCCGCUGGCGCAGGAUGCCGUCUACCGCCUCUCCGACAUGGAGGAGGACGAGGAGGACGAAGAGCAUGGAGGGGCCAGCAUCCUGGAGAAGGGGGCGGCGGAGCAGGGUAAGGACGAGGAUGAGGAAGAGGAGGAAGGGGGGAUCACCUUCAAGGUGCGCUACACGUCCACGCCAGAGGAGAGGAGGGACAGGAAGCAUUCGGUGUCGCCGCUCCCCGUCCCACCUCUCUCCCCCGCUACGCCAACUUCGUUGUCCUCGGUUCGAUCGGACGUCUGCGUGACAACUGCACUUCAUGUUACUGAGGCAUCCAACCAAUCGUCUCAGCCCAUUCCAAGAGCCUCAGCAGCAACGGUCCAACCACAGCGUCAGAUUUACACCACAGCAUCAUCAACAACAACAUCGGCAUCAACAACAACAACAGCAACAACAACAGCAACAACGACUUCCUCUGUCCAAAACCCAGGAAAGUGUCAGAGCUCCACAUUCUCCACCUACACCUUCACCACCUGCCGCAUCCUGCACCCCAGUGACAUCACACAGGUCACCCAGAGUUGUCAGUCGUCCCUCUUGGCCAACACGCCCAGCUCCAUGAGGACGGGUCCCAGUACCCCCGUGACCCCCUGCAGACUGAGCCUGGGCGACUGCUUCCCCCCUCGACGCCCCUCGGUGCCGACCAGCAGCCUGGCCAAGCUGGUGCUGGAGAGGGGUAUUUCUGCGCAGGUGUCCACCGACACCCCUCCCUCGUCGCCCAAAACCACCCCCAGGCAGCCCCUCUUCCGUUUCCUCCCCAACACACCCCCCAACUCCCCCUCCCACUCCCCUGCUCCCUCUCCUGUGCCCAUGGAAUCACGCCAGCACCCUGCCGACAAUUUCCUGGCCUCCCGACCGGCCGAGCUUUUUCUCCAGGACGUUUACGGCUUGAAUCUGGGCCGCGCCCCGCACCCCGACCUGCCGAGCCCCUCCCAGGAAACCCCGGCUGCUGUCCGUCCGGGCCGAGCCAGACUCGACCCGGUUAACGUCGGCUUGGUGGAGAGGCUGCGGCGGCUGGGAUUCGCCAAGGUGCUCCACGGUCAGCUCCACGGUUCUGAGUUGGAGGCGUCGGUGCGGCGCCAGGAUUCUGCCACUUUUGUGUCGGCGGGCGGAGGCAGCCUAUUGGACGGGCUGAGGCGCAAUCAGAGCCUCCCGGCCAUGAUUGGUGCCAGAGCAGUAAAGACAGCGGGUAACCCCACCCCUCCUCCUCACCCCACCUCCCUCGCCCUCCCCCCUCCGCCAUGGGAAAACCUGAAAGUGCGGCGCCGGAACCUCGCCACCGUCUCCCAUAUCCCAUCAGGCUCAGCCAAGCGCUGAAGAGGAGUUGGAUGAGCUGGGAAGACACAUGAACCUCCACCUCCCUCCUCCUCCCCUUAUCUCUCCUCCUUUCUGCCUUCGGAGAGACGAGGCGUCGGCGGUCAGAACAAAACUCCUCCGUGUUAUGACUAAAGCACAAUCCAACCAAGCUGACUGUUUUUAGCGACGCCGACAGUGUCUGUGUAGAUGUUUGCUACGGCGCUCAAUGUUAAGGCCUUAGCUGCAGCUCUCUGUACCUUCAGUCAACUUUAUGAGUUAGGUUGUGUCGUUUUCCUGCGAGGCUCUGGACAUUCAGGUGGAGCAGAGAGAAGGAACGUGUACGUGGGAAGAAAGUUUGUGGAAGUGGAUUAGAAGAGAAGAAGAAGAGGUUUGACAGAGUGAAGCGAUGAGGAGAAGAUGUAUUUAAGAGAAGGUAAAGGUGAAGAAAGUAAAGAGGGACUGACGUCCAGAGUCUUGCUCAUUCAAGGGCUGGAGAAGCUUCAGUCUGUAAUAAACCUGCACCACGUCGGCCGACCGAGCCAAUAACAGGGAACCAGUGGUCUAGGGACAUUAAAACAUUUACAGUGAGGAAAGAAGGGACGUGCUCGCUGGCUCCACAGCGCACUGCCAGUAUUCAAAAACUCUUUUGACUCUAUAAUCACGGAUCAGGGCAAGCAUCUGCAUGACCUUGCCUACAGGUCCCAGCAUGCACCUGUUGGCAGAUGGGAGGGGCCAGGCUGAGGGCGAGGUGAGAAACAAAUCAGACACCAGGCCAAAAAACAAAAAAGAAAACAGUUCUGCCUUUUUCCUUCAGGACCUCGUGUUUUGUGUGUUUUUCAUGGUUUGAGGCCUUAAAUAGGAUCCACUCUGUUCUGUUUUGUGUUUGUGUGUUUGUACAGUAUGUACAGUAUCAGUUGCACUCAGUGGGAGGUCGUGUUGGUUUGAACUAAUCACUGCUCGGUUGUCGACAUUUCAACACAGCGUUUGGCUUUAAAGGAAAAGCUUUAAAGGUUUGUUGUCAGGCCGGUGGGACAUUCAGGUUCGGUUCGUUGGGAGGGAAAACCACAGACACAUGAUUUUAUUUAAACGUCACAUCCAAGUUUAUCAUGAUUUUCUCUUGGGAGUUUAUUUCAAAGACCGGUGUAGUUGACCAGCAGGUUGGUUCUCCAGAUUCCCCUCUGCUCAGUUUCUGCACUUUCACCUUAUUUAACCUUUUGUUUCACUUUUCGACCUUUAUAGAUUUUAACACAUUAAUGAGAGGAAUUUAGCAUAACAGGUGCCUGUUGUAACAUUGUUGGCUAACAUUUUUCAUAAGAUUUUAAUAUAUGUAGUAUUUUCUUUUUUAUAUAUAUAUAUAAUUUUUUUUCUUUUAUAUGUAGAGGCCCAGAGAAGGGAAUCCCAUCCAGCCAAAAGUGUUAUUUCAAAUUCUGAACAAAUGGAACACUCUCGACUUACAUGUGACGCAUUUUGUGAUGAUUAGUUGUAACAUAUUUAAUAACGAAGAGAAGUGCUUCAGUUUAAUGUUUUGUACGUUUUGGAGAGGAGAGGGAAGGAGGCACCUUAUUCAGACUGUUCAUAUCUGUAGAUUAGUUGUUGUCAUAUUCAGUGAAUCAUGGGGUUCAGCUUUGUGUCCGUCUUAUGGCUGAAAUACAAAUUGCCCUCUUCAUGUCUCCGCCCUAAGAUCAUGAUCCUCUGUAAACUAUUAUUCAGUCGCCUCUUUUUUUCUUUUUUUUAAAUAAAGCAAUGGAAACGAA
Molecule: messenger RNA, 6417 nt
Organism: Scophthalmus maximus (turbot)
Lineage: Eukaryota; Metazoa; Chordata; Actinopteri; Pleuronectiformes; Scophthalmidae
Gene: trak2
Product: trafficking protein, kinesin binding 2
Exons: 15
Coding region: 1565-4684 (1039 amino acids)
Biological process (GO): anterograde axonal transport of mitochondrion; neurogenesis
Cellular component (GO): dendrite
Molecular function (GO): GABA receptor binding
Source: RefSeq, a predicted model, not a curated record